AACAACGAAAACAUAACUAAGACAUUACUCCCUCGCUCCACAAAAUUCUGGUAAAAAGAUAAAUAUCAUCAAGCGAUAAAGGUUUUCAGCUAAAAUCUAAAAGUGAAAUUAUUUUGCUAGUUUAUGUUUGUGUUCUGAUUACUUAACGCCAUAAAGUGUGGCCAUAAAAUCGUUACGACACAAGUCCAGCCAUGCACUCACAUACGUCCGCACCACAAUGCACCAUGAUUAUGAAACAAAUUCGCUUAAAGUAUAAAAGUACACAGCUGUCAUGAACGCCAUUGAAACCGCACUAUUUUGAUUCGGUGCAGUUAUGAUUUCAGAUGCGUUACAAAAAUGGAAAGUAGUAAUUGUUAUCUUCCUGGGUGUGGUACACUCACAAAUGCCAAUGAUGCCGAUGCCACCGAUGCCGAUGCCGAUGCCGUUCGGGUACGGGCCGAUGAUGGUGCCUGGACCACCGCCACCCCCACCGCCCAUGCCUGUGGCUGUGCCGGUUCCCGUCGGUAUACCGAUACCAUACCCCGAGACUACUACUGAAGCCUCGACUACUACCACCACUACCACCACUAAAAGAGGGCCGGAUGGCGUUGGAAUACCCAUCGCGAUACCGGUGCCAGUGCCACAUUUUGUGCAGAUAGCAAUUCCAGGAUUUAUGCCCCCAAAUUGUCCGCCAAAAGACAAAAAUAAUGGCAACAAGAAUUGUCCACCUUGUCCACCAUGCUCGUGUAAUCCAUGUACACCGUCAUUCUUCGCCUACUGUUCGUCUUGCCACCUCCAGUGUAGAUGUAAGAACGGCCAAGAAAACCCAAGACCUCAACAGCCAAUAGCUCCUCAUCCUCUGCCGGGUCCCGCGUUCCCGAUGCCCAUACCCAUGCCUGCUCCGCCACCAGUAGUCAUUGUCCCAUUCCCGCCCCAGUUCAACACUCCACGUCAAGAUUCUUCCGAGUGUUCUCAAACCGUCAGUACGUCUGUGUCGAGCGAAGACUCUGACUCUUGCGAUGACGAUCAGAGUCGUCGCAGAAAGAGACGCAAAAAAGGUAAGGACAAGAACCGAAAGAAGUCCAAAUAUGAUAUUUAUAGACGAAGUUUUGGUGGUAUCCAAAAUAAUGAAAGACUUGUCAAACCCGUGCUGACGUAUAUGUCGAGAGACGGAGAAAUCAAAAUGAAACGGCGACUGAGUAACGAUGAAGCGACUGCACUGCUCGAUGACGAUUCAUAUCAAAAUGUGCAGCUCAUAGCUGGCGAGGACUCGGAUAACAAACCGAGAGUAGUGGUGAGGUCCCAGUCCCAGCCCUACAUGAGAAGCAACCACCGACGGCGGAAGCUGAUGCUGCAGGACGGCAGCAUGCAGCACUCGCUGGGGGACGGCAAGAAGGAGCUGGUGUUCAGACCACCGGAGAACAAGAAGAUAAGCAACCUGUCUGUGUCAUUCCAAAUAACCAAAUAGUU
Messenger RNA from Spodoptera litura, 1449 nucleotides. RefSeq lists its product as uncharacterized. NCBI's taxonomy places the organism in Eukaryota, Metazoa, Arthropoda, Insecta, Lepidoptera, Noctuidae. The record is from RefSeq and is a predicted model, not a curated record.